This is a messenger RNA of Cladocopium goreaui, 1596 nucleotides long. NCBI's taxonomy places the organism in Eukaryota, Dinophyceae, Suessiales, Symbiodiniaceae. The record is from the annotation of a GenBank genome assembly.
AUGGGCCGCCGGCCGUGUGGUGAUGUGGAAGCCGCUGGCUGUGAGGAGCCUCCUUCACCUCGGUCCGUGAGCUCUGCGGCCUUCAGCAGCGAAACAGAGCGGGAGACCGAGCGAAGUUCCACGGUGGAACCCGUGCCGUCUGAAGAUGGAGAGGCCAUUGCUGAACAGGUGAAGGCCGAGCGGUGGCAGUGCGAUUUGUGUUUCGAGCCCUUCCUGAAAUUUGAGACGCCCUGGCGCCUGGGAGAGGAAUGCAAUCAUAGUCUUUGUCGUCGAUGCGUACUGGGCUCCAUCAGGUGGGGAGGCCGCUGCCCCUAUGACAACACGCCAAUCCCAGCCAUCGUGGUGUGUGGUGCCAUGGGCACAGGUGAAUAUGUUUACCACGAAAAGUUGACGGAGGCGAGACGUACUGGUGGCGUUCCAUGCAGCGUGUCGGAUUGUCCUGGGGUAGCACCCUCCUGUGGCACUCGGGCUGCACCCAGCAGUUGCAACUGCUGUGGUACGCGGCACUGCGGCCGGACGGUCUGCGGCGUACCAUGGAGUGCUGGACAUCGCUGCUGGGACAUGGAGCAGGAGGAGAUUCCCAGACCUCGAGGUCACGAUUUCCAGGCCACUACUCGGCGAAGAUUAAUGUCAGCACCUCGCUUCAGACCAUGCCCCCAAUGCGGGGUGAUGGUUGAGCACAGUGGUGGCUGCAACAUGAUCUAUCAUGACACCUGCCGAACACGCUGGUGCUUCAUUUGCCGCAGAGUGGGCACUUGCCAGGACUUUGACUGCAAGGCUCCAACGGGUGGUUCACAGCCUCCCACACCGCGAGGACCCAUCCCUGGCCCCGAGCGCGCCACAGAGCGGGGAAGGAAAGCGAUGUCUUCCUCUGCCGCGUUGAUGGCGGGUAUGGUCCUGCUGUUUUUGCUGAUCACCGCGAACUUCUUCAGCGGCCUGCGCUUCAACAUGCCGAGGAAAAGCUUGCCCUUUUUCCUGUCUGCUGCACGAGAGACCUGCUUGAAGCCUCAGAAACGGGAGAAAGGGACGAUGACAGAUGACAGAUGCUUAGCACUGAGAUUCGCGGCAUGGGUUUGGCUCCAUAUUGGCGGGAGCAUCCUGGCAGUCCAUGGCGGGUUGUCACCCUCCUUGCAUCAUUUGGAUCAGAUUCGACUGUUGGAUCGCUUCGCGGAGAUCCCACACGAUGGGCCUCUGGCAGAUCUCAUGUGGUCGGACCCGGACCCGGACAAGUUGGGCUUCGUGAUCUCUCCCCGUGGUGCCGGCUUUGUCUUCGGCCAAGAUGUGGCAUGGAGGUUUCUCCAACUGAAUGGUUUAGCCCACCUGGUGCGUGCGCACCAGCUGUGCAUGACUGGCUACCAGGUCCUAUUUGACGAUAGCCUGUCAACCGUGUGGAGUGCUCCCAAUUAUUGCUAUCGCUUUGGCAACACCGCCUCAAUCCUAGAGAUCUCCGAGGGCUUCGGUCGCUUCUUCAAUGUCUUUGGCCCUGCGCCUGAGAGCGAGCGCCACGGUCAACGGCCAGGAGAUCCGCCAAAGCGUGAGUUGCCUAGCCUCCGUCCCGGAAAAUCUGCAGGACGAGAUGAUCCUUAUUUCACCUGA